AUGAAUUCAAAUAAUAAGCGCCUAGCAAAGCCUGGGUUUAUUAGCAGGAUUAUUGUUUGAUGACUCUACCCACUUGCAUGAAACUCUGUAAAAGAAAGUAAAAAAGAUGAGAAAUACCUCCAGCCAAUUCUCGAAGGCCUAAGGCCAGAUGAAAAUAGUAAGAAACUACAAAAAGCUUGGGAAAAUGAAAUGUCUUUGAAAAAUCCAAGCUUUAUGAGAGCUUUAUUUAAAGCAUUCGGUUACGAUUAUUUGAAAAUAGGAAUUCCAUUUACUAUAAGCUUGUUUGGAAAUUUAGGGAUUUCAAUAUUACUUACUCCCCCCUCCGUGAGCGAAAAAAAAAAAUUUUUCGCUCAAGGAGGUGGGUUAAUUUUUUUUUAAAACUUUUAUAAUAAUUUUUUUUUUCAAAAUUUAAAAACAUUCUAAUUUGUAAAAUUUGAGUAGUAAAAAUUAAUUUAAUUUGCAAAAUUUAUGUUUUAAAAUGCAAGCUGUUUAAAAUUAACCAGAAUUAGAGAGAUUUCAUUAUACUAAUUUUCACAAAAUUUUUUUUUUUCUCAUAAAAUAAUUUUUGUUCGCUCACUGAGGGUGGGUUCUUGGUCAAAAAUAGGAAUUUUUUUCCAAUGGUUUUGCUCGCUCACGGAGGGGGGAGUUAGCAAAAUAAUAGAUUAUUUUGAAAAUGAAGAAGCUGGGCUAUGGGUAGCUGCAGUUUAUUCAAUUCUUUUACUAAUUGUAUCUGUUAUUGCUUUUAUUCAAAACGAAAGAGGAUAUUUAGAAUCAAUGUUGCUAGGCAUCAAAAUAGAAAGCUCAAUAUCCUUAUUGUUAUACGAAAACACAUUAGCAUUUUCCGCAAAUUCUUUAGGCCCGAAAUCUUCUCAAGGGAAAAUUGUCAACUUAGUUUCAUCAGAUAUUGAAAAUUUCCGAAAUUUAUCAAUGACAGUAUCCAUAUGGGUCUUUCCAAUUUACUUUAUCGCUGCCAUGGUCACAAUUGCAUUUUUUCUAGGCUGGGCCGGAGUUAUAGGUCUUACUUUGGUUCUUUUUAGUUUUCCUAUGCAAAUGUUUUUAUCAAGAAUGACUUCAAGAAAAUUAAACAAAACAAGCAAAUACAUUGACAGUAGGAUCAACUUAAUUAGCAAUAUAUUUGACGGAAUAAGAAUUAUCAAACUUUAUGGCUGGGAGGUUCCAUUUAUGAAUAUGAUCAGUCUUAUAAGAGGAUAUGAAAUUUCUGAGUAUUGGAAGAGCACAAUUUUGAAAAUUUUUGCCUAUGGAGUCAAUAUAAGUGGCCAAGGAAUAAUCAUUCUUAUCACUUUUGCACUAUACAUUCGCAUAAGCGGUCCACUUGAAUAUAGCAAUAUUUAUUGCGGAAUGAGCAUACUGAUGAUAUCAUAUUCUUAUAUGACAGGAAAUGUCGCAUUAGGAAUGCUUCAAAGAGGGCUUUACAUAUCCACAUGCAAUAGGACUAAAGAAGCAUUGAUGUCUCAGCACGUCAAGAAGUAUCCUCACCAAGAGAAUGCAAUAGGAGCCAUCUCAUUUAGAGAAGUAAAUUCCAGCUGAGCUCCUAUGCCUGAGACGGCACCAGAUCCAAAACUAACACAUGGAUUUGUGUCAACUUUAGAUAAUAUUGAUGAAAGCCUUGGAGGUUAUAAUUUCACUGUCGAGCCAGGUGAACUUUGUGCUGUUAUAGGAAGUGUUGGCUCUGGAAAAACUAAAUUGUUACAUACCAUUCUUGGAGAUUUGCACAUUAAAAUGGCGACGCAUGUCAAAAUGCCUAAUUAUCGCGGUCUGAACCUUAAGACUCAUAUUGGAACAGACACAAAGCUGAGUUUGAGAAUAUAGAGCGUUUUCUGCAGCUUGAAAUGGAUGAUCCCAAGGCUGUGGCCAUGCCACAUGGUGCAGUUUUUUUCCUGCUGCUUUUAAACCAAGGCACUUCGACACCCAUCAAACUCUAAUGAGCUAAUGUCAAGCUACCACCAAUUUCCCGUCAGAAGGCCUCAGAAGUCGAUAAAUCACUCACUCACUCAAGACUGAACCCAUUGGUUAUUAUCAGAUCUAAUUGGCAGUUCUUCGCAAAGCGGACAAAUUGCCCAAUAUGCGACCUGGUAAGUAUCUAACUAAUUAUUCUUGGAGAAAACAUUUAUAUACGGAGGAGAAAUAAAAAUGGGAGGAUCACUAGCAUAUGUAGAGCAAGAGCCCUGAAUCAUUGCAGGGACUGUAAAAGAUAAUAUUUUGAUGAGCGAGCCAUAUGAACAAUCCAAAUAUGAAAGCGUUCUAAAAUGCUGCUGUUUGGAAGAGGACGUAAAUGCAAUGUCAAAUGGCGAUAAUACACAUGUAGGAGAGCACGGAUGCAAUUUAAGUGGAGGACAAAGAGCCAGAAUUUCUCUUGCUAGAGCAGUCUAUGCUGACAAAGAUAUUUAUCUGCUUGACGACCCUUUUAGUGCAGUUGACGCAAGAGUAGCUGAAAACAUUUUAAAAGUAUGUAUAAAAGGUAGACUGAAAAGAAAAACCAUCAUUAUGGUCACUAAUCAGCUUUAUUACCUUCCAUUUUGUUCAAAAAUCUUAUUAGUUGACAAUGGAAAAAUCAUCUUUGAAGGGAAUUAUGAUAAAUUAAGGCAUGAAGAAUGGGCUCUGGAAAUGAUUGGCAAAAAUGGAGAAAAUAAUCAAGAUGAUCGCACAAACUACCAAAUCAAAGAUAUGAAAGAGGUUGCUAAAGAUCCGGCAUCAAAAUCGCAAGAUGAAACACAAUCUGAUGAAGAAGAGGACACAAUAAGCUCAAAGGCAGUAAAACUCAGAGUUUAUUUUCAAUUUCUUAAAGCAGGCUUUAGGUCUUUUUGUGUACUAUUGAUAUUUCUUUCUAUAUGCGCUGUAGCUCAAACUGUAUAUAUCAUCAUGCAAUAUUGGAUUACCUACUGAUGCUCAAAGAGUGAUGGUGAACAGAAAAAGGCAUUUUACCCAUUAGUGCUUCUAGUUGCAACCCUUUGUGUAUUUUUCACAGCAUUUUGCCAAGGAGCUUUUAUCAUUAAUGUCUUGCUAUAUGCUUCCAAGCUUCUGCACAACACUGUUUUUGCAAGAUUACUGUUUGCACCAAUAACAUUUUACGAUGAAAAUCCUGGUGGAAAAUUGCUUACUAUCAUGAAGGAGGGUUAAUUUAUUUUUAAAUUAAUUUAUAAAAUUUUAUAGUAAUUUUAUUUCGAAAUUCCCAAUUCAAAUUUAUUGGAAACAAAUAUUUAUUUAAUUUGUGAAAUUUAUGUUUUAAAAUGCAAGCUGUUUAAAACUAAAGAGAAUUAGCUAGAGAUUUCAUUAUAAUAAUUAACACUUAUAUAUCAAAAUUUUAUAUUAAAAAAUUUAUUGUUCGCUCACGGAGGUUCUGCUUUUGGGCAUUUUUCCAAUUUUUUUUACUUGCUCACGGAGAGGGGGUUAAUAUAUUUUCAAGAGAUAUUUUUAUUGUUGAUGCGUUUGUUUCUGCAGGCCUUUCUGACUCUUUGAGAAUGUUUUUGAUUAUUUUUGCGCUGCUUGUUACAACGGUUUAUAUUGUCCCUUAUUCUCUUAUAGUGAUUGUUAUAUAUUUGUCCUUCUUUUAUAUGGGUCUCACACAAAUAAAAUGGCGAUUUAUCUGGCCAGUGCUCCUUCCAAACCCUCGGAGCUUUUGGGUCUAAGGGAUGCAGGGCUGCCAGGGGUGGGUUUUUCUUCCUAGCUGGGACACCACAGCAAAGUUUUUAACCAUACAUAGGCAAGGAAGCCAGAGUCUAUAUAGCAACUCCUCGCUUUUAGAUGCAAAGAGUAAUGGGGACCAGAAGAGUAUUCGGGAUUAUGUUUUCUAUUAGUUAUCCAAGUACUUGGGUGCGUCUCUUAAUAUAUAGCGAUGUCGACAGAAAAUGCGUUGUGCAAGCCGAAGCUUAUGAUGAGAAGUCUGAAGCUGAUGAAGGCAGGGAGGGGUUGAAAUAAUCCCCGAAGACUCAUUUUAGUUUUAUGUAAUCUAAUCUAUAUGGUUCAUGUACUUUUAAUUAACCUCCCUUUAAAUUGGAAAAAAAUUCUAUAAAAAAAUUACUAUAAAAAAAAUUAUAAUUUUUUCAUAAAAUUAAUUAAUAAAAUUUAUCAAUAGUACUCUCAAUUAAAAUAUAGCAAGCUAUAUUUAAUUUUUGAUAAUCAAAGAUUUUUUUAUAUAGAAAAUAUUUAUUUUUACCGAUAAAAUAAAAUUAUCUAUAUAAAACUAUGCCUAAAGAAUGGAGUAUUAGCGAUAUUUUAUUCAAAUUUAAAGGGGAGUAAGAGGAUCAGGUAUUUAAAACAGCUUGACUUAAGCAGCAGAAAUCCUGUAAAUGAGUGGUUUGGCAUCACUUUUGAUGGGCUAAGAACUAUCAGAUGCUAUAACUUUCAUGGCUAUUUUAAAAAUGCUGCUAUUUCAAAAGUAACUCAAGCUUUGCAGGUGAGUUUUAAUUUUAUUAUCAAUAGCCGCUGUCUGAUUUUAUCUGGCUCCACUUGUGUAGGAGUAUGCUUACUCCCCUAUAAAUUCAUAAUAGAUGCUUUUUCUAUUAUCAAAAUUAAUUCAAAAACGUUUUUUAAAAGAUCUUCAGCAUUGCCUAUUCGAAAGAUUUUCUAAAUAAUGAAAUCUAUAGACUUUGCUAAUUAAUAGCGAGGGAGCUAGGGCUUAAUGCUUUAAUUAUUGUCGCAUUUGUUGAUAAAAGCAAUGCAAGUCUUGCCAGUUUAAGCCUUAGCUUUACUUCAACAAUCAUGCAACUACUUCCAUAUUUGAUUAGGACCAUAGUAGACACUGAAAUCUACAUGUCAAGUACUGAAAGGGUGAACCAAUUCCGAAACAUUUAUCCGGAAGAAGACUCUGAAACUAAAUCCUUAAAUAUCACAGAAGGUAAAAUUGAGUUCAAAGAUGUAACAAUGAGAUAUAAUGAACACUCUGAAUUCAUAUUGAAAGGCGUAUCUUUUGAAAUUGAAGGCGGAAAGCGCUAUGGGGUGAUUGGUAGGACUGGAUCGGGCAAGAGCACUCUAUUCCAAGUGCUUUUUAGGCUCUACCAUAUGCAGGAUGGAGCUAUUUAUAUUGAUGGACAGGACAUAAACACAGUAAGUCUAGCAAGUUUGAGAAAAAAUAUGUCGAUUAUCCCACAAAUACCGUUUAUAUUUACAGAGACUUUGAGAAAUAAUCUUGAUCCUUUGCAUGAGCAUACAGAUGAAGAUUUGCUUGAUGCACUUGACUCCGUGAGCCUUUCUUAUUAUUUUCAAUGUUUUAACGGUUUAGACACCCAAUUGGCAAGCAAUUUCUCGAUAUCUGCAGGGCAAAAACAAUUAAUUUGCCUUGCAAGAGCUAUUCUAAGACAAAAUAAAAUUCUGGUAAUUGAUGAGGCUACAGCUUUCACAGAUGGUCAAACUGAUGAGCUCAUCCAGAAUAUUAUUUCUGAAAAAUUCAAAGGAUCAACAGUUUUAACCAUUGCCCAUAGGCUAUCAACAAUAAUUAAUUAUGACGGCAUUAUACUGAUCGAUGGAGGAGAAAUCAUGAAAAUAGGAAAACCUGAUGAAAUGAUAGAGAAGAGAAGAAUAACGAUGAGGGAGAUGACCAAGAAAGGACGGUCAGACAUUGAAUUUGCCUUAAGGCCGCAAUACGAAAGCAUGACUUGUUCUAGAUUAACUCUCAGUUCAAUUCAAGAAACCCCGAUGAGCCUCACACCAAUUGCACCUCAACCUGCAAGUCCAAUCAGCCAUGUAGUAAAGAAAAAUGCUGCGUUUUCAGAAUAUACAGCAUACCGUGGACUGACUUAUAAAAGAAUUCAGUCCAGAGGUGAAGGCGAUACAACUUUUUUGAAGUCUCAGUAUGAAAGCAUUACUGGAAGUAUCAGAAGCAGUAUUAGGAGAUUUGAAUCCAUUAACAUUCUUUAA
Messenger RNA from Blepharisma stoltei, 5874 nucleotides. Lineage: Eukaryota; Ciliophora; Heterotrichea; Heterotrichida; Blepharismidae. The record is from the annotation of a GenBank genome assembly.